This is a messenger RNA of Habropoda laboriosa, 3305 nucleotides long. RefSeq names its product sodium/potassium-transporting ATPase subunit beta-2-like. Gene Ontology annotation, biological process: sodium ion export across plasma membrane; intracellular sodium ion homeostasis; potassium ion import across plasma membrane. Bases 308 to 1255 code for a protein of 315 amino acids. The record is from RefSeq and is a predicted model, not a curated record. NCBI's taxonomy places the organism in Eukaryota, Metazoa, Arthropoda, Insecta, Hymenoptera, Apidae. Gene Ontology annotation, molecular function: ATPase activator activity. Gene Ontology annotation, cellular component: sodium:potassium-exchanging ATPase complex. The transcript is spliced from 5 exons.
AAGGAGGGGACGGCCUGAAAAGCUCGGACCAGGCUGGGUUCGAUCGCUCAAUAUUCAUCCCUUGGCCGAACGAGAGCGCCCGAGAACAGCGGCUCCAGACGAGGGCACGAAUCGACCCUUCCUUCCUUUGCGUCCUCGCCCGCGGAGCUGUUCGAUCGCGGCACCGUUCCACCAGAAGACGGAGAACAAGAUCAGCGGGAGGAAGCAGAACAGCCCGAGAAAGGGAUAUUUCCACGUCGUCGUUUGUUCGUUGUGAUAUCGCGGGAGAGAUACCACUCUCCAUCUUUCUUACUAGACGAACAGCGGAAUGGAGGGCAAGAAAGUUGAACAGUAUUAUUCUCCGCCACCGCAACUUGGCAAAUGGGAAGGUUUUAGGGUCUUUGUAUGGAACUCCGAGACUGGACAGUUCCUGGGGCGCACAGGCGCUAGCUGGGCCAAGAUCUUGUUAUUCUACGUUAUUUUCUAUGCGGUACUAGCUGGUUUCUUCGGGGCGAUGUUGACCGUUUUUUAUCAAACAUUAGACCCGAACGCGCCGAAGUGGCAAUUGGAUGCUUCCUUGAUCGGAAGCAAUCCUGGACUUGGUUUUAGGCCCAUGCCCCCUUCAAGCAAUGUCGAGAGUACUUUAAUUUGGUACAAAGCUAGCGACGAAGGCAACUUUUUGCAUUGGACUAGAGAAUUGGACAAGUUCCUCGAAGAGUACCAAAAGCCUGGUACCUCGACAACUAAUGUCCAGAAAAGGAUGAUUUGCGACUACGGGAAACCCCCAACUGCCGGCAAAGUCUGUGACGUAGACAUGUCGAAGUGGGGACAAUGUACGAAAGAAAACAAAUAUGGCUACAAUAAAUCCGCUCCUUGUAUUUUCCUCAAGCUGAACAAGAUUUUCGGCUGGAAACCAGAAUAUUACAAUGAUACAAAGAACCUGCCGAGCACUAUGCCAUCCGAUCUUCGGGAACACAUCAAACAAGAGGAACACGCUAACAGGUUAGAUACCGUGUGGAUCUCGUGUGCCGGUGAAAAUUCAGCUGAUGUCGAGAACAUGGGCGCGAUUCAAUACAUUCCACGUCGCGGCUUCCCUGGAUACUACUUCCCCUUCACAAAUACCCCCGGCUACCUUAGCCCCCUUGUAGCUGUUUUCUUCGAGAAGCCUAAAUACGGUGUGCUGAUCAACAUCGAAUGUAAAGCCUGGGCGCACAACAUCGUCCACGACAGAUCUGAUAGGCGCGGCUCGGUACAUUUCGAAUUGAUGGUGGAUUAAGCGUAGCAGUUGCUGCUUUUUACAAGACCACUACCAACGGCGUCCAAGAAAAUAUAGGAGGAAGGAGAAUAAGAGAAAUUUCUUUUUUAAUCAAUCUCACUGGCGGAUCGUGACCACUCCUUCUUCCCUCCGGUUCUUUCUGCCGACGAUACCGCCCCUAUCUGCGCAUUUUCUCGUCGUUUUAACACAGUACAGAAGCUCACGAUCAUCCUCGCCAUCCUCAUCUUCGUCGUGAUCUCCUCCAUUGAAAAUCUCGAUCGUCGUUUCAUAAUCGCCGCGAUUCUCAUUUAUAUUUAAAAAAAAAAAGAAAGGACCGUUGUUCAAAUGCAUUAUCCGUUGUAUGUGUUCGUUUCAUUCAUAAUCGCGUAAUCGCUUCCACGAGCAAAAUGAUUGUAUUUCAUAAAACGAUCAAACGGACCAGUGGAAUUGGCUAUAUACAAGUCGUGUAUAUAUGUGUACACACACACGCGCGCGCGCGCUAAUGCACGUACACGUGUAUCAACGCGUGUCAACAGAAACACACAUACACGUACACACACGUACGCGAGUACGCGUAUGUAUCAGGAUGCACAAAAGGAAAACAGUUUAGCGGAAAAAUUCUGCACAAAAGGAGCGGCGGUAUCUCUUCUUUCUAUCGGGGGCGAAGGGGAGUGGUCGUAGUAUCGUGAUCUUUAAGUGUGUUAAGAGGUUUCGCUUACUAUUUUUGCCCAUUUCGCGAACUUUUCGCUUCUUGUCACGUUCAUUUCUUUCUCUCGGUCUCGUUGCGGGUCAUGGUGCACACGCGUGCACCCUUUGUUCCUUUCGUUCUUUCUUUUCGGUUAGUUUCCUCGAGCUCGUUGGUCGUUCGCCGUGUCAAUGAGACCGCUAACGUGUAGGGUACACCGAGAAUAAUUGAUACUCUUAGUUUGUGCCACGUAGACGUAUUAAAACGAGGAAAAAAGUAAGAAUAAAGAAAUAAAAAAAUGUUAGUAUCUUUACGCCCGUUCGGUUACGGUGCACCCGGCACGUCGGAACUUUUGAUUUCGAAUUCCACGAAGAAGCUCUCGGACACGGCUCUCGGCGAAUCUUGAUCGAAAGUUCCGUCGUCUCGGGAUGGGAAAGUGAGUGGGAUGAUGUCCGAACAGUCGAAAUUCACCAAACACACAUACACACACGAAUACGAAAAAAAAAAAAGAAAAAAAAAUGGCAAUGGACAAGUCGAAAGAAGUUUGCCAAUAGACUCGUUGAAACGAGGGACAGCACGAGAUUGAAAGGAUCGGUUUCAAAGGACGAAUACAUAUGGUUGCUACGAUGUGGUUUCGUACGGUGGAACUUUUGAUUGGAAAUCUCAUAAUUUUACAACCUUUGUAAUAAAUGUCCGUGUUAUUGUUUGAGAAAGGUGUGCGAGCGGUUUUCUAAGGUUUCGCGUGAAACAAAAUGCAAAUGAACCUUUUAAUUCGAUUAGUGAUCAAUUGGUCGUGGUUAGAUUUUAAUUUGAAGUUCCGCCUGUACGGAGGCAGGUUACUAACACUGUGUUAUAUACAGUGGGCAUAAUUAAUGGUGGUAACGUAAAAGUAAUUGAUAAUUAGUCAAACGGAAAGUAUUAAUAAAAUAGAGAGGAAGAAGAAAAGAAGAAACAAUAAUAACAGAUAUUAUCUUUCAUUAUCGAAAGACUAAUACGAGAAAGAACAGAAAGCAAUGAAUAAGUUUUAACACGUGGUUCUUUUUUUUUUUUUUUUUUCGUUUAUGUACGUAUAUCGAAAAAAAAAAUCGGACUUUAUUCGAAUUGCUCAAAUAUUUUAAAAGGGAAAAUCGAGAGGCUUCGGAAUGAACGAAGUUUGUGAAAAAUCGGCUGUUACCGCCAUUAACGUGAAUAAAUGUAUAUAGAUACAAGACUCGAAGCAAAUAAGAGUGGAAGAUACUAAAAUUGCGUUGGAUUUCGAUUUGUCGAGAAAUAGCGCGCAGUUUGCACGGAAAAAGUUUAAUCAGCCUAGUGAUAAUCGUACAACACCACGUAUGGAAUAUGUAUUUAUGAUUAUAUUGUACCGCAUGAUAAUAUCUAGCGCUAGUC